CUCUGAUAUACUCCCUCUAAGCGCAUUAACCUUCAAAUGGACAAAUUGGCAAAGGUAUCGUGGACCGCGGCGCGUCGUAUGGCAUUUUUCUCGCAGAAACGCGUCCCCUUUUCACGAUGGCUGGGAUAAGGAUUGAAGUCACCCUUGAUGAGGGGUGACCCCACAAAAUGGCCUCGUGCCCCUGUUGAUCAUUCAUUUUUUUUUUCGAAGUCAGUCGUUCCUUUGCCUCUGGUUGGUUUCGCUCGCUGGGUAAUCGAGUUGCUUUUUGAGUAUUGCGACAGAGCUUGACGCUCGUCGAGUUGGUUGUUGCUGGUAUUUGCUUUUUUGUCUUCGUCGUUAUUUCUAGAGCCAAGCUGCCAGUUCAGUUUUCGAUCUUUUCCCAAAAUGCUCUCAUUAUCCAACCAGAGCCCGAAUUCCCUUCUUACACUCUCUUUUUGCCUCCUGUUUGUGGUUGCAUCAUGCGCGGGUCAGCACAAUGCAAAAGAAGCCGAAGCCGUUCAAAAGCGUGACUUCCACAUCGACAUUGCUCCUUCGUCAACUUCACUACGUCUAACAACGAAGACAUUAACGACGCAAGUUCCUGCACUCACGCUCUGUCCACUCACAGCGCCAAUACUAACCUACUCACACACCCCAAAUAAUGUCACAGUAGCCCCUGUACACAACGCAACUUGCAAGACGGCUUUGCUCUCCGCUAGCAUUCCUGCUUGCAACACGGCGAUUCUCCUAGGGGCCGGAUAUGCAAUUAUCAGCGAGUGUACCCAGUCUAUAACUUUCUCAGUGGACAAGGAGUUUGCUUUCUCUUCACACUCGUCAGAAGCUACUGCCACAUCCAAACCAAGGUUUUUAGGCCUUUUUGCUCGUAAAGCAAAAGCUACAACAACCACCUCAAAUGUUGGCAUAGUCAACGCAACGUACUAUGUUGCUUCCUGGCAGGAUCUUGCCACAGGGGUCCCACGCACUGUGACGGUAAAGACGUGCCAGAGUACAGGGCUGCCCAGUUCUGGAGAUGACCUCACCAGGAGAGACGAUGGCGAUGAAAAAGAUGACAAGGAUGGUGGAGAUGAUCAUGAUGACGACGGAGAUUGCCAGACUGCUAUAGAGGAGUGGACGGUUACAACGACAAGUUACGUUGGACACCGAGUUGCCGAGCUUCAAGUGUCCACUGAUAUAGCCGGGCCUAUUGAAAUUAUAUACGACUCCAACUCGACCGCCAAGAUCCCCGCAUCAUCAACAACACCGUUCGCUCUCAACACAAGCGUCACAUUUUCCUCUACUGUGACCAUCCCGACAGUUGUCACAUCAGUAGUGUCUCGUAUAGCCCCCAAUAGUACCUUGACCAAGACCAUCACCGUCAGUCUUGUUGGCAAUUUUACAACUACAACCACGCCUAAGACAACAAUAACUCGUACUCAUCCUGACCCGACAUCAGCCUCAUCAUCCAAAGAACCCACAACAACCGUUACCUCCUUCUCGACCAGCACGACUACUGUCACUGUUAUCCCACAGCCAGUAACCGUAACACCAUCUCACGAGGACUUUACUGGGGGAGAAGGCUCUGAGCCCGGUCGAGGCGAAGGCGGAGGCGGAAGGGGUGCCGGAGGGCCCGGCGGCCACGGGGGCCCCAAGGCUCGAGUGCGCAGAAAGGCCGUGGCACAGGGAUUAGACCUGUCGAUGCUAGAAAAGGCGCUGCUGGCAUUAUAAAAACCCUCCACAAUUUGACAUUAUAAAUGUGCAAAGGAAGAGGGAUUUACAGUUUUGGCGCGCAAUGUUGGUUCCUUGAUGGUUGAUUUUUGAGCGGCCCACGUUUGAGUGUGCGAGGUCUUUCUAUGAUGGAUGCAUGCAUG
This is a messenger RNA of Xylona heveae TC161, 1847 nucleotides long. RefSeq lists its product as hypothetical. The record is from RefSeq and is a predicted model, not a curated record. The coding region runs from base 385 to 1704 and encodes 439 amino acids. NCBI's taxonomy places the organism in Eukaryota, Fungi, Ascomycota, Xylonomycetes, Xylonales, Xylonaceae. The transcript has 3 exons.